AUGCACGCCAAGGCCGUUGCUCUCUCCCUCGCCGCCGCGGCCGUCGUCCGCGCUGAUCUCCGCCUCAACACCAACGACAUCCCCCAGGACUGCACUGCCAUCUGCCGCCCCAUCCGCGACCUCGGCAACAUUUGCACCGUCAACUUCAACAUUGGCCAGCCCGGCAACAACAACAACAGCGACGAGACCCAGGAUGCCCUCGACGCCCAGUGCGUCUGCACCAACAACUCCUUCGACCUCAAGAACCUCGCUCCCCAGUGCAAUGCCUGCAUGAUCGAGAAGGUCCCCCAGGACCAGCAGCGCAGCCUUGAGGGUAUCCAGAGCAUCAUGAACGUUUGCGAGCUCCCCAGCGCCAGCGGAUACGCCUCGUCCUCCACCAGCGUCGCCAACACCGUCAUCGUCCUCGCCACCCGCCUGACCGCCAGCUCCCAGCUGACCACCACCCUCGGCGGCGGCCAGCAACAGACCCCCGAGCCCACCCGCUCUCGUACCAGCGAGCGCUCGGCCAUCACCACCACCUUCCUCACCUCCGGCAACGGCGGCCUUCCGUCCAUCGCCACCUCCACCAUCGUCGGUGGUGGACGCCAGACCGGCAACGCCGCCCCCGGCCUCGCCGCCACCGGCAACCACGGCCUGCUCGCCGCCGUCGGUGCCGUCGUCGCCGGCGCUUUCGGCCUUGGUGCCUUCAUGCUCUAA
Colletotrichum higginsianum IMI 349063 is the source of this 696-nucleotide messenger RNA. Its product is annotated as CAP22 protein. The record is from RefSeq and is a predicted model, not a curated record. Lineage: Eukaryota; Fungi; Ascomycota; Sordariomycetes; Glomerellales; Glomerellaceae. The coding region runs from base 1 to 696 and encodes 231 amino acids. The transcript is spliced from 2 exons.